Molecule: messenger RNA, 3172 nt
Organism: Cheilinus undulatus (humphead wrasse)
Lineage: Eukaryota; Metazoa; Chordata; Actinopteri; Labriformes; Labridae
Gene: tpra1
Product: transmembrane protein, adipocyte asscociated 1
Exons: 11
Coding region: 196-1368 (390 amino acids)
Biological process (GO): G protein-coupled receptor signaling pathway
Cellular component (GO): plasma membrane
Molecular function (GO): G protein-coupled receptor activity
Source: RefSeq, a predicted model, not a curated record
UGUGGCGAGAGUGUCAGCUGACCACACAGGGAAAUUUUGUUAGCGAAACUAUCGGGAACAGCUAUGUCCCCUUUCAGUGAUCAAGUUAUUGAUCGAUCCCUGCCUGUAGAGUAUAUACUGACGCUAUACCAUUUCUAAAAGAAUUGACAGCGUUUGUAUUAUUGAAGCCGAGUCUCCUGAAUCGGGUCUGACACCAUGCUAGCCACAGUAACUGCUGUGGUUAGGUUUUCGCAAUACAAUGGCAGCGUUACACCCUCACCUCUGGAGAACACAUCUGCUUUCCCAACCUGGCAGUCUGACACUGAGAGCAACAUCACCAAGCCUCACAGAUGUCUUCAAGUUUUGUACGAGGAUGUUGGAAACUCCAGAGUGCGGUUCUGGGACGUUUUCCUACUUGUGCCUAAUGUGGCCUUCUUUAUAUUCUUGAUGUGGAAGCUGCCCUCAGCCAGGGCGAAGAUUCGACUCACCUCCAGCCCCAUCUUUGUCACAUUUUACCUGCUGGUUUUUGUUGUAGCAGCGGUUGGAAUCACCCGUGCUGUUGUGUCCAUGACUGUCAGUGCAUCCAGCGCUGCCACCAUUAUAGACAAAGUGCUAUGGGAAAUCACCCGUUUCUUCUUGCUGGCUAUUGAGCUCAGCGUCAUCAUCUUGGGACUGGCUUUUGGUCACCUUGAGAGUAAAUCCAGUAUAAAGCGUGUGCUGGCCAUCACUGCUGUGCUGGCUUUGGCCUACUCCAUCACACAGGGCACUCUAGAGAUCUUGUACCCUGACAGCCACUUGUCUGCUGAGGACUUCAACAUCUACGGUCAUGGAGGACGACACUUCUGGCUGGCCAGCUCCUGCUUCUUCUUCCUAGUUUACUCUUUGAUUGUGAUCCUGCCUAAAACUCCAGUGAGAGAGAGGAUCUCUCUUCCCUCUAAAAGGAGUUUCUAUGUGUACGCUGCCAUCCUGUCUAUACUAAACCUGGUCCAGGGACUGGGCAGCUCCCUGCUCUGUGCUGGAGUCAUAGAAGGACUCUGCUGUGUUGAUGUCACCACCUUCCUCUACUUCUCCGCCUUUGCUCCGCUCAUCUAUGUCACAUUCUUGAAGGGUUUCUUUGGUUCAGAGCCAAAAAUCCUCUUCUCAUACAAGUCGCAGAUGGAUGAGCCAGAUGAAAGUGAUGUCCACCUUCCCCCAACUGUCGCUGCUGCCCUGGGCAGGAAGGAGCUGACAGACCAGGGUCUGUACUACUCCUCCACCCAGAUUGAUGGCUCUGGUCCGGGCAGCUCACGUGUGGUUGGAGCGUACCUGGAUGAUGUUGCAUCUGGACCCUAUGGGUCCAGCAGCAUUAACAGCAUUGAAGCUGACCGCUGGAGACCUAUCAAUGUGUGAAACAUUAAAAAGGAGAGUGGAAGAGAAGAGAGGGACAUACAGUUGGACUUACAUGAUGUGAGGGUUUGUAAAAGCGUGCCAUCAGAGGUGUUGGCCAAAAAAUGCAGGACAAAGUUGUGGGACACCAGGAAAGGGCCAUGUUGGUGUGAAUUUGACACCAAGAAGUGUUCACUUUAAGUGGACACUUGUGAAGACCUUUGCUAGCCAGGAGGAUUAUGACUUUAGCAAAGCUUUUAUAACACUGAUGCCAGAGUGCAAUGCUGCUGUAGCUCCACACUAUGAGUACUGUCCCUGCUCUGCAGUCACGACAGACUGAAUUGAUUCAGUUCAGCUUUCAAGUGAGAGCUUUUCAACAACUUUUCACAUAUUUUCUGUCAUUCCAGCAUCAAGCAUUAAUGCAUAAUCCUCAGCGAUGAAGUCUAUCUGUGGUUCAAGAAUACCACAUCUGUAAAAUCUAACUUUCUUUUUUGAUGAAAAUUCAGCAUCUGUACAUUCCUACCCAAAGCUUUGAGAAAUAGUAUCUACUGACUUUAGGGUCUGCUGCUGCCUUUUGUAACAUGAAUCAAUUGGCUAAUCAUUUUUUACAGAAUCACUGUGCCUACCUUAACAGGAAAAGGACUAGUGCUAAUUAAUUUCCAUUGGUUUAUGUUGUCCUAUAAAAUAGGGGCUGUCACUCUUGUAAUCAGGCAAAGUGUGAUGUGUGAUGUUUGUCCCUAAUAGAAGCAAUGGAUUCAUGUCAAAGAUCACAAACCAUUUAGGCUCUUUGCUUAGUUAAGCUUUGAUAAGAACAAAGUGCUAUUUGUCAUUUCUUUCCUCUUUAAUUUAUUAUUCUAAUACCAGAUGUAUCAUUCCUGCUACUAAACGCGCAUUUGAGUUCUCCAUAUUCAAGAAAAAAGUGUUACUCCAAAUGUGAUUUGAAUGACAAAUCUGCAUAAAACCAUUUUUAUGUACUUCAAAAAGCCCAUGCACUCUUUUCUUCUUAGCAGUCCUUUCCUUGCUGCUCAAGUACUGCUGUUUAUAUGAUUAUUUCUUUCCUGUUUUUAGAUUCCACAAAUCCUGUCAUUGUUAAAGAAAAUAGACCAUGAUUCAACAAUUUUAGUACAUGUCAUGAUGAUAGUCAUGCAGUUUUAUUAUAGGGAUGAAAUUCCCCAUUAACAAUCUGGAGACGACAGGCUGUUUCAACAUUAGUAAGACUCAUCAUCAUGUUUAAGCUAAAGGCAAACCUUCUAGACUGUUGCAGACCACAUUUUAAGCUCAGAUCAAUUUAAGGCUUGACUUGUUAGCUUCUUUUUCCAGCUUUCAAAAUCUUGUUCUGUCUGAUCUCUUGGUAUUACCCCAAUGUCAUACUUAGGUAUUUUGUAAACCACCUCACAUCUCAUUUGCGUUUUUCUUCAGAGGAAGAAUAAUGUGUGUGACUGUUUCCCUGGAAGUGCUUGGUGUGAGUGGAUUCCUGUAUUUAUGAUAGCAGUAUUCAUAGACUGAUAGGACCUUUAUGCAGAAAGACUUGCAUUUAUUUUCUCCAAAUGAAAUGCCACAGAUACGGUUAUGUAUUUCCAAGAAGCAACGGCAUCUGUUUGUGAUUGUUUUCUAUUCAAAUCUGAGUUUUGGAUUUUAAUAAGAGGAGAUCUUGAGAACAGUUUGCUGUUAGAUGACAUGACUUUAUAAGGUGCAUCCACAUGAUUUCUGAUUUGAAAUGAUUUCACAUGAUCUGUUCAUUGCCUUUUUAAGUUUAAUGAUUGUAUAAUAUUCACCCCAUAUUCAUACAAUGUUUUGAUGAUUGAUGUGAUGUGGCCUACAAAAUAAA